GCUCUUGUUCCGAACAGUUGGAUAUUUUACAAUUAUUCAAUUUCGAGUAGAAUUUAAAAUAAAAUAAAAAUGAUUUUAACUUUUCCGGUUUUUGUAUUUAACCUAACAGAAAUGACGAGUGAUCCAAUGUUUUUGACGUUUGUAACUGUGUACUUAUCGUUCUUUUUGGAUAAUGUUCUAUUGACAGUUAUUGUGCCAAUAAUUCCUGACUAUUUAUUUCAUAAUCAUCUUAAUAUAACUCCAAGUGGUGAAAUAACUUCUUUAAGCCCAUUGCAGCGUAAAUAUGAAGACUUAGAAAAAGAUAAUGGUCCUUUAGGUGCUCUCCUGGCAUCGAAAGCUUUUGUUCAAUUGAUUUGUACACCAUUUGUUGGUUAUGCCACCGCCAUCUUUGGAUAUCAUCGCCCUUUGUUAUUUGGCAGUGUUAAUAUGUUUUUUGCAACAUUACUUUUUGCUUUCGGGAGUAAUUAUUGGUCAUUAGUUCUUGCAAGAGCUUUACAUGGAUGUUCUUCGGCUGGUAUUGCCGUGAGUGGAAUGUCACUCCUUGCUGAUACUUUACCAAAAAGUGUUAGAGGUCGUCUUAUGCCCUUGGCUUUCGGUGGAAUAGCUCUGGGCGUACUAAUUGGCUACCCACUAGGGGGCGCUGCAUAUCAGUUGAUUGGAAAAGCUGCGCCAUUUUUACUUAUUGCUCUGUUAAUAUUUUUUAAUAUUUUUCUGCAAGUUUAUAAUCUAAAUAACAUCCAAGAGAGUUCUAACAUUGUUGAGAGAGAAACAGCAGAUUGGAUGUGUACUGGAUUAUUGGAGAACAAACACACUUUAUUGACUACUGGUGCCAUUUGUGUGUGUACGGCAACAAUGGCAAUACUGGAACCAUGUGUACCAAUGUGGUUGAUGGCUACAAUUGAUCCACCACCUUCAAGGUGGCAAUUGGGGGCUGUUUUUAUUCCGGAUAGUGUUGGAUAUUUUAUUGGAUCGCAUUUUACUGGAUUUCUUACAGUUUUACCAUGGCGUAUUGCUCUGGGUGCAAUGGUACUUACCGGUCUCUCAUCUUGUGCAAUUCCAUUAGCAACAUCAAUAACUGAUUUAACUCUACCGCAUUUUGGAUUAGGUCUUGGCGUCGGCGCACUAGAUGCUGCGUUAGUUCCACUUCUCGCUACAUUUGUUGAUUCUCGGAGUCACGCUCAUGCGCAUUAUGGCCCUGUGUAUGCUCUUCAACAAGCUGCAGUAUGUCUAGCUUAUUCUCUUGGCCCGCUACUUGGUGGCGCAGCUAUACAUCGAAUUGGAUUUCCGUGGUUAAUCAGGAUUGUAGGAUUGUUGAACGUUGUUUAUUGUCCUCUGCUCAUCGAAUUGGAUAAUGAAAAUAUUAAAGAAAAUAAUUUAAAUCGGCGGGGUACUUUACAAAGUUACUCGACAUUGGACGAUUCAACGUACUCAAUCGAGGAAAUUCCUAAGAAUGAAGUUAAAUCCAAGGAAAUUAAGUAAAAACAUUCUUUCUGAAAUUUACUUUAUACAAUUAUACAUAAUGGUAAUCGUUAUAAUGG
Messenger RNA from Dalotia coriaria, 1538 nucleotides. RefSeq names its product synaptic vesicular amine transporter-like. Gene Ontology annotation, cellular component: terminal bouton; synaptic vesicle membrane. Gene Ontology annotation, molecular function: serotonin:sodium:chloride symporter activity. Lineage: Eukaryota; Metazoa; Arthropoda; Insecta; Coleoptera; Staphylinidae. The transcript has 6 exons. The coding region runs from base 70 to 1479 and encodes 469 amino acids. The record is from RefSeq and is a predicted model, not a curated record. Gene Ontology annotation, biological process: aminergic neurotransmitter loading into synaptic vesicle; transmembrane transport.